AUGGAGGAGCAUUUGCUUUGGAAGGGACCUCUUAAAGUCAAACCUGGGAAAAUGAUAGGCAGUGGGGUCUCAACUCCUGUAUGGGGAACCCCUUGGAUAUCGCUCGACCACCCGAUCGCGCCCAUGGGCCCUCCAACAAAGGAAAACCAAUACUGGCGGGUAGAAAACCUGUUCUUACCUGACUCAAAGGAGUGGAACCUUCCCCUGAUCCGUCAAACACUCCCAUAUUAUGAAGAGUGUAUAACCCAACUUCGACCAAACAAACAGGGAGGACCAGAUUCCUGGGCUUGGCUUCCAACCCCUGAUGGAGUUUAUACUGCAAAAUCUGGAUAUCAUGAAGCACUUAGAUCAAAAACUACAAGAAUGGAUAAAACACCAAGCUCCGAAACUGUUGAGCCUGUAGAAACUUUUCUUUGGAAAAAAGAAAUUUGGAAUAUCAAAUGCUCACCUAAAACAAAGCUCUUGCUCUGGAAAGCUGCUCAGAAAGCUAUCCCAGUUGGAAGCAACCUCCAACUCAGGCAGCUAGACUCGGACCCUCGAUGCCCACACUGUGGCAUUUUGGAAACCGAAGCCCACUUGUUUUUCCAAUGCCCCUAUGCAACAGCAGUAUGGAACCUAGCACCACACAAAGAAAAAUUCAACUUGGAGGAGAUAACGAACUUCAAAUCGGGUUUGAGCCAAACCACAAAACUCACAUGCCUCCCACCAACAGGUCUCAUGAUUGGACCUCUAGCGCCUUGGAUCAUUUGGACUCUAUGGACAACCCGAAACAAAUUAAUCUUCGACAAAGUCAAAGCUCCUGCAAAAGACACACUGGACUUAGAAAUCAUACAAGCAAACGAAUGGCAGGAUGCACAACAGGCACAAGACUCCUCACCCCCAACACAGACUCGAGCCUCAACACUUGGAACGCGAUCAACAAUAACCACAACAUCACAUAUUGUAUGCUCCAGUGAUGCAGCCUGGAGAGACAACGGCAACACGGGAUGCGCCUGGAUCUUCAAGGACUACGCCGAUCAACAACUGACCCAGGGAGCCUCCACGGCCCAGAAUAUCAGAUCACCCUUGAUGGCUGAAGCUUUAGCAACUUUCAAGGCAUUGGAAGUUGCUAUUGAAUCGGGAUUCAAUCAAGUUCACUUCGCUUCAGACUCGCAAUUGCUAGUCAAAGCACUCAAUCAGAAAUCCUCACCAAAGGAACUCCAUGGGAUUCUAUACGAUUCUCAAUCCCUAAUAUCUCAAUUUCAUCUUUGUACUUUUAAUUUCAUUCCUAGAAAUUGCAAUCGUCAGGCUGAUGCCCUUGCAAAAAACGCCCUUCGGACCCUUUGUAUCGAACCCUAA
Camelina sativa (false flax) is the source of this 1338-nucleotide messenger RNA. RefSeq lists its product as uncharacterized. NCBI's taxonomy places the organism in Eukaryota, Viridiplantae, Streptophyta, Magnoliopsida, Brassicales, Brassicaceae. Gene Ontology annotation, molecular function: RNA-DNA hybrid ribonuclease activity; nucleic acid binding. The record is from RefSeq and is a predicted model, not a curated record.